AAUUCGUAAUCGUUAAUAAAAGUAAAUGUAUUUAUUAAUGUUAACUUUUGGCGUGGCUUGGUGUGGCGCGGGGCGUGGUUUGCGGAUCGGGGGCGUGGUUAACGGAGCUGAUCCCUGAAGAGAAUCUGUGAACUCUGGACGCCGAUGCCCGAGCAAACUUCACAUUCAACCACCAACCCGAGACGACCAGGUGAAGCUUAAGUGACGGGCUGUUGUACGUGUGUCAAGGAUGAGUAUCGCCGGGCUGUCCCAACAUCUCUACAGGGUCAGCCAGCGGGCUGUUUGGCUGCACGGCGCACGACGGGUCUCCACCACCACAACAGGUAUAAUGUCCACGCAUACAAAUGCCAAGAGGAUCGAAGGACUUGACCACAACAUAUGGGUGGCCCUCACCGGCCUGGCCGCCGACCCCUCCGUGGUCAACCUGGGCCAGGGGUUCCCUGACCUCCCCCCCCCCUCCUACAUCACGGCGGCGCUGGCCAAGGCCGUGUCGGUGGACCGCAUGAACCAGUACACCCGCAGCUUCGGUCACCCAGCGCUGGUCAACGCCCUCUCCCAGGUGUACGGUAAGGUGUGUGAGCGCCCCAUCGACCCCCUGAAGGAGGUGCUGGUGACGGUGGGGGGCUACGGCUCUCUGUUCUGCACCAUGCAGGCCCUGGUGGAGGAGGGCGACGAGGUGAUCAUCAUCGAGCCGUACUUCGACUGCUACAUCCCCAUGGUGAAGAUGGCCGGGGCGACGCCCGUCCUCAUAUCGCUGAAGCUGAAGUCGGAGAAGCAGAGCGGGCUCACGAGCGCGGACUGGGUCCUGGACCCGGAGGAGCUGGCCAGCAAGUUCACCUCCCGGACCAAGGCCAUCAUCAUCAACACCCCCAACAACCCCACCGGGAAGAUCUUCACCAGAGACGAGCUGCAGAUGAUCUCCGACCUGUGCAUCAAGCACGACGCGUUGUGCUUCAGCGACGAGGUCUACGAGUGGCUCACCUACAAGGGCCACCAGCACAUCAAGAUCGCCACGCUGCCGGGGAUGUGGGAGAGAACCAUCACCAUCGGCAGCGCGGGGAAGACCUUCAGCGUCACCGGCUGGAAGCUGGGCUGGUCCAUCGGGCCAGAGCAUCUGGUCAAACAUCUGCAGACCGUGAUGCAGAACACCAUCUACACCUGCUCCACCCCUCUACAGGAGGCCGUGGCCCAGGGUCUCGUGCGGGACUACGAGCGUCUGGGUCAGCCCGACUGCUACUUCUCCUCGCUGGCGGCGGAGCUGGAGGAGAAGAGGGACCGCAUGGCCGCCAUCCUGCGGGAGGCGGGCAUGAACCCCAUCCUGCCUGAGGGGGGGUACUUCAUCAUCGUGGACGUCACGCCGCUCAACGUGGAUCUGUCCCACAUGCCAGACGAGGCCUAUGACCUCAAGUUCGUCAAGUGGAUGAUCAAGGAAAAGAAACUGGCCGCCAUUCCUGUGACGGCGUUCUGUGGAGAAGCGUCCAGGAGCCGCUUUGAGAAGUACAUCCGUCUGUGUUUCAUCAAGCGAGACGAGACACUGGACGCAGCAGAAGACAUCAUCAGGAACUGGAAGAACUAGGAGGUGAAACAUCUCACCGCUAACUCAGGAGGAAAUGAAGGCACAGAGAUCCUGACAUCCGUGACCUCAUAGCUACGGCCAUGCUUACUCGGGAGGUGAAUCAACUACCAUAGCAGAACUAGAAUGUGAAAAUAGUUUAUAUUUAUUUUGUCAUUGGACAAAUGCAAUGAAUCGAAGAGAAGAAGGAUUUGAUGGAAGAGGGCCCUGUGGUCUUCUAAAGUAAACCCUCUUCUAAAGGAUAUUCUGGGUCCAAACACCACUGUUCUGCUACAUCACACAUCGAUCUCGACUGCUGUGAAAUUUAGAAUUAAAGUGUGCCUUUCUGUACAAACCUUAUUGUCAUGUGAUCUCUCAUGGUCUCCUCAUCAUAGGCUGUUAUAAAAAUUAUUCGUUUCGACAAAUUUGACAUUUCCUUGCGAAGUAGUAUCAUUACUGGUGUGUAGCGCCCUCUGCUGGGCAGACUGGUUCUGCUCAGCGACUCGGACACCAGUCGCACCACAGCGCACGUGGUGUUGUUGCCCAUCAGAGAGACGGGAUCAUUGAUCCAAGAUGUAAGUUUUAGUAAGUUAGCUGUAUGUGUAAAAUAAAGUUAUCAAAGGUUGUUUCAUCUGAAGACCUGUGUUAGCCUCUACUUGGUCGAGAGACAUUUCAGUGGUUUCCAACAGCAACCCGGCGACGUCACCGAUCAAUCGAUAUGUCAUGGUGAGUAUCGAUGUCUUCUCUUUCCGAGCACACGUCAACGUUUGUUCAAAUUAGUUAAUUGGACUAAAGUUCGUAUUACAUCCGAAACGUUCACUGAACC
Messenger RNA from Gadus chalcogrammus (walleye pollock), 2378 nucleotides. RefSeq names its product kynurenine--oxoglutarate transaminase 3-like. Gene Ontology annotation, biological process: biosynthetic process. The record is from RefSeq and is a predicted model, not a curated record. NCBI's taxonomy places the organism in Eukaryota, Metazoa, Chordata, Actinopteri, Gadiformes, Gadidae. Gene Ontology annotation, molecular function: L-kynurenine:2-oxoglutarate transaminase activity; pyridoxal phosphate binding. Gene Ontology annotation, cellular component: mitochondrion; cytoplasm. The coding region runs from base 230 to 1576 and encodes 448 amino acids. The transcript is spliced from 15 exons.